Molecule: messenger RNA, 1509 nt
Organism: Phycodurus eques (leafy seadragon)
Lineage: Eukaryota; Metazoa; Chordata; Actinopteri; Syngnathiformes; Syngnathidae
Product: b(0,+)-type amino acid transporter 1-like
Exons: 12
Coding region: 1-1509 (502 amino acids)
Biological process (GO): amino acid transmembrane transport
Cellular component (GO): membrane
Molecular function (GO): L-amino acid transmembrane transporter activity
Source: RefSeq, a predicted model, not a curated record
AUGCACCAAGAGAACAAAGUGGAAGAAGCAUUCAAAGAAAAGAGGAUGGAGUGCCAGAAUGGCUCUGCUGGCCUUAACGGGGACCCUACAAUGAUGGACAAACGUCUGGGAAAGGCCACUGUGCUUCAAAAGGAGGUGGGCCUGCUGAGUGCCAUCUGUCUGAUCGUGGGCACCAUGAUCGGCUCAGGCAUCUUCAUCUCCCCAAAAGGGGUCUUGCUCAAUUCUGGAGCUGUGGGACCCUGCCUCCUUAUCUGGACCGCCUGUGGAGUGUUAGCCAUGCUGGGAGCGCUGUGCUACACCGAGCUGGGCACCAUGAUCCCAAGUUCCGGAGGGGAGCAUUCCUAUCUGAUGGAGGCUUUCGGCUCCCCGGUGGCUUACCUUUACUCGUGGACCUCCGUGAUGGUAUCCAAGCCCUCAGGCAUGGCCAUAAUCACACUAAGCUUUGCCGAGUAUGCCUCAACUCCUUUCUAUCCUGAAUGCAGCCCUCCUGUCAUUGUCACCAAGUGUCUGGCGGCUGCAGCCAUAGUUUUCAUUGUGACCAUCAACUGUUUCAGUGUCAAACUAGCGAAUUACGUACAAAACAUCUUCACUGCGGCCAAACUUUUCCUCAUCGUCGUCAUAGUGGGAGCAGGCAUUGUUUUCUUGGUGGAAGGAAAAACUGAGAACUUGUCAAAUGCAUUUGAUGGCAAGUCAAUAUCUGUUGGAGGAAUUGGACUUGCCUUUUAUAGUGGACUCUGGGCCUAUGAUGGAUGGAAUCAAGUGAAUUUCAUCACAGAGGAGCUGAAAAACCCUUUCAGGAACAUGCCAUUAGCAAUCCUUACUGGGAUCCCCUUUGUGACCCUGUGCUAUGUGAUGGUCAAUCUUGCUUAUUUCACUGUCAUGACCACCAAUGAACUACUGAUGUCCCCAGCUGUAGCUUUGACGUUUGGAGACAGAGUUCUUUACCCUAUGUCUUGGAUUGUUCCGCUUUUUGUCGUCUUUUCCACUUUUGGUGCUGCCAAUGGAACCUGCUUCACUUCAGGCAGGCUGGCCUAUGUAUGUGGCCGAGAAGGUCACAUGGUCGAAAUUUUAUCUUUUAUUAGUCUGAAGCGCCUAACCCCAUCCCCAGCUCUCAUGUUCAACGGUUUUCUGGCUAUUUUAUACAUAAUUCCAGCAGACAUCAACACCCUCAUAAAUUACUUCAGCUUUGCUCAGUGGUUAUUCAAUGGCCUGACGAUAUUGUCUCUUAUUGUCAUGCGUUUCACUAGGAAGGAGCUGAAAAGACCAGUCAAGGUUCCCAUCAUAAUCGCCGUCCUAAUGGUGCUCAUCUCUUGCUUCCUGGUCCUGGCCCCCAUCAUUGACAAUCCAGCCAUAGAAUUCCUCUACUGUGCUAUCUUCAUUCUCAGCGGGCUCCUCCUGUACUACCCAUUUGUCCACCUGAAAGUCGAGUGGGCAUGCAGACUCAUGAGGCCCAUCACCACAUAUCUGCAGCUCCUGAUGGAAGUGGUUCCUCCUGAGAAAUGUGAGUGA